This is a messenger RNA of Aspergillus alliaceus, 1289 nucleotides long. Its product is annotated as NOPCHAP1/New4 family protein. The transcript is spliced from 2 exons. Gene Ontology annotation, biological process: box C/D snoRNP assembly. Lineage: Eukaryota; Fungi; Ascomycota; Eurotiomycetes; Eurotiales; Aspergillaceae. Bases 327 to 1070 code for a protein of 247 amino acids. The record is from RefSeq and is a predicted model, not a curated record.
AUCUUUAAUGCAAUGCGAGAAUUAAGAUCACAUCACUAAAUGCCAUUGGCUGUUCCGUAUAAAUACAAAAAUAUCCCUGUCAUGCUUCUUCAAUACUUAAGUUAUAUGAGGGACGACGAUGUUUGGCUCACUCGUCUUUCCAGAUCAUCCUUAAUCAACUAAUCUCCAUUUUCAAACAACCCCCUAAAACCCACUCUUCGCACCAACAUUAUUUCCCCCCCCCUUCUUCUAGGAAACUCUAGUCGAUUCCUGCGAGUCGCCCCCCACAUCCUGCGCGAAACGCCGUGAAGUGUGAAAGAGGGGACAAUUAUUGGUAGGGCGCAAGAAUGGCCGAUAGUGAUCGGAAGCGCCCGCAGUCCGACGAUCUCCAACCGUCACCUGCAUCCGAUGCGCUUUCGCCCUCGAAACGGACUAGGGGGUCUUCCAAUCAAAAUGACAACUUGAGCGACGAAGUAGACGACGGGCGCAUAUUCUUGGUGGCCCUGCGCAACAAGGCCAAGAACGUCCAGACCUCUGCCAACAAAAAUGAUAGCGAUAGUGAUGAUGACGAUUACACCUCAUCCUCUGGGAGUGACAGUGACGAAGACGACACCGAGGAUGACGAUGAGGAAGAGGAGCAAAAGUGUGAUGUAAAUAGUGACCAUGGCUCCGAUCACUCUUUACCACGCAUACCUGCUAGACAAAAACCUCAAAUAUAUCGUAUCGAGAAGAAACCCGACAUUCUCUCCCGGUUGUCUGCCUUCCUACCCCAAAUGAAAAGCUCCAAUGAUGAACUACAACGAGAGAUAGAUGCCGGAAGAGCGAAGGACCUAAUGUUGGACGCUGUGGAUGACCAAACGGAUGGUCAGUACAUUGAGAUGAAUUUGGGACUAGGCGUUCUAGAAGAGAAACGCCCCGACGACGCCGUAGCUCCUGGCGAAAAGAACGACGGUUCGGAAGCAAGCCCUGCAUGCAGCCACGCAGGAUCACACCCUACUGCACAAACCGACUCGAACGUAUUGGGAACCCUGAUGGGGAACAAUGAUUCUACAACAUCAAAGAAACCAACCAUUGUGGAAAUGAACGAAUGAAAAUCAGUAUACGUGGGGUUGGAUUGCAUGGACUGGCGCUUACGGAUGUGAUAUCACACGUUGGAUGAGCUUCUGGUGUGUACUCAACUUAUUGUAGGAUAUUCCUUGCCUUUUGAUGGAUCUAAAAGUUUGAAAAUUUUUUUGCCCCAUUGUCAUCGCUACAUAGAACCUGAAUCUUCUACAGAUGUCCCGAAAGAUAAUCCUAGCAGUAUAGAGGAC